Molecule: messenger RNA, 1891 nt
Organism: Musa acuminata AAA Group (dessert banana)
Lineage: Eukaryota; Viridiplantae; Streptophyta; Magnoliopsida; Zingiberales; Musaceae
Product: pentatricopeptide repeat-containing protein At5g65560-like
Exons: 2
Coding region: 72-1778 (568 amino acids)
Molecular function (GO): protein binding
Source: RefSeq, a predicted model, not a curated record
UCCCAAACCUUCGCCAUGGUCUAAAGCGCAGCAAGUCUUUACAUGCCGCCGUCUUCGGUGUUUCGUUUCCCAUGCCAUGGAUUUCCGUUUCCCCUUCCGCAGCAUCCCGUGCCUCCCGUGCCCGCCGUCGCACCUUCGCUCGCCCACCUGCCCUCCGCGGCCACCGCCGGUCCAAUACGUCCCCCUCUGCCCAGAAUACCCUUUCUUCCUCCUACGGUAAGCUCUCCGCCUUCUGCGCCGCCGUCGCCGAGUCCGCCCGGCGCCGCAUCGCCGCGCCUCUGCUCUCACCCGGCUCCAUCCCCUCCUGUCCCAGCCCAUCCGCCUACAACGCUCUCAUGAAAUCCUUCUCCCGCUGCGGCGACGUCGACGAGGUCAUCCGCCUCUUCCACGAGCUCAGGCGCUCGCACCGCACGCCGAACGCCCUCUGCUACAAUACCCUACUCAACUCCCUCGUUGUCGCCAACCGCCACGGCCAUGCCGAAGCCUUGUUCGACGAAAUGAUAGCAUCAGGUGUCGCCCCUACCACUUCCUCCUACACCAUUCUUAUAAAGUUGUUGUCUUUCUACCCGAACCUCAUCGAUUCGGCAUACGAGGUCAUCCGCUUCAUGGUCCAGUCCGGCUGCCAACCGGAUGCAAUCACCUACUCGACCCUCGUAGCAGGGCUCUGCCGAGCAGGGAGAAUAGAGGAGGCUUGGGGUGUUUUGGAUCAAAUGAUGGAGGACAAGUUGCUGCCGACCGUCCAAUCUUACACUUGUAUCGUUCAGUGUUAUUGCUCGGAAGGUAGGAUCGAGGAGGCCAAGAGACUAGUUGGUGUGAUGGAGAGUGUUGGAUGUCAGCCAGACGUUGUAACUUAUAGUGUCUUAAUUGGGGCAUUUUGCCAGGCUGGGGAAUUUGGCGAGGUUGAGAAGGUUUUGAAGGAGAGCGAGGAGAAAGGAUGGAAGCCAAAUGAGUUUACCUAUAAUAUCUAUAUGAAUGGUCUUUGUAAGGCAGGUAAAUUUGACGAAGCAUUUCAGCUGUUAGAAGUCAUGCGGGCGAGUGGAUUGCAUCCUACAAUAGAUACUCUCAACAUACUUUUUGAUUGUCUCUGCCAAGAUUCUAAGGUUUGGGAGGCGAAAUGUUUGUUGGAGAGGAGCUCUGAAUUAGAAUGGGAUGUAGAUGUCUUCUUCUAUAACACCUUGAUGAGUAGGUUUUUCGAGAUAGGUGAGUUGGGUACUGUUCUGAAGCUGUUGAGCGAGAUGUUAAAGAAGGGGAUUGAUCCUGACACUUGUACAUUUACCAUUGUGAUCCGAAGCCUUUGCAAAGCUGGGAUGCUUCAGCAAGUUAAAUGCAUUAUCAACAAUAAGGGUUUUGUUGCUGAUGUUGUCACCUUUAACACUGUGCUACAUGAGUUUUACAUGGUGGACGAGUUAAAUGAUGUGCGGAAAGUUUAUUCAUAUAUGAUAGCUGAAAAUGUUACUCCAAAUAAGUUCACAUACUGCAUCAUGAUUGAUACUCUCUGCAGUGAGGGGAACCAUUUGGAUGCUAUUGAUCUCCUUCUUGGAUCUUUGAGAUUUGGGUUCUUUCCUGACCUGGUUAUUCGUCUAAAUAACUGGCUGGUGAAGUCUGGAAAGCUGAGAGAAAUUUUAAACCUCGCUGAAGAAAUAUUGAGCAGAGGUCUAGUUAUAAAUGUUUCUAUAAUCACUUCGCUGGUCAGGGUAUUUUGCAGGGAGGGUUAUUGCAAAAGCAACAAUGUUUACAGAGUUUGUCUAGUACUUGACAAAGUGCUGGGGAUGAGAUAGUUCAUCUCAGGACUAUAUCACACAUUUUUUAUGAGUUUGCCUCAUUGGACAUCAUUAGCUUACUGAAGGUACAAGCUUGACUUGGACUUCAUACUAAUUACUGAAAUGUUUGU